Drosophila arizonae is the source of this 1312-nucleotide messenger RNA. RefSeq lists its product as uncharacterized. The record is from RefSeq and is a predicted model, not a curated record. Gene Ontology annotation, biological process: protein phosphorylation; immune response; JNK cascade. Lineage: Eukaryota; Metazoa; Arthropoda; Insecta; Diptera; Drosophilidae. Gene Ontology annotation, molecular function: ATP binding; MAP kinase kinase kinase activity.
GGUAUAAUUCUAGGAAAUCGGCAAUACCUUCAGUGCUCAGCAGUCUGUCAAAUCGAAAAGUUGACUCUUUGCUUCUCUUGUAUAAUUUCUAUAUGCUGUUGAUUCUCUGAUUACUCACGCAAAAGAAAAUCAGAUAGCCGAAAUGCCAAACAUAUUUCAAGAUAGCUCAUUCGAAGAGGUUGUAAACUACGGAGCCUUUGGAACGGCCGUUAGAUUCAAAUGGAAUGUGAAGCCUUUAAAUUCGGUCGCACUUGUACAUAACGCAUUUGAUAUUAAUAUAAGUGAUACAGAAUUGCUGCUUAGUCUCAAUCAUACGAAUGUUGUCCAAUAUGCUAAAAUUGGCCAUGAUCACCUACUACUGGAAUAUGCGGACUGUGGAUCACUGCAGCAACUGCUGCAUGGCGACGAGCAAAGGGAAUAUUCAUUACGUAAUGCCCUCGAUUGGAUGCAUCAGGCAGCAAAGGGUUUUAGGUACCUGCAUCUAUGGAUUCAUCCCACAUCGACAAAUUAUAAUUUGACGCCUAAUUUUUUUAUGUUAACGAAUAACUAUCGCCACUUAAAGAUCCUUGUACUACCCAGUAAAUGUAAGAAAAAUUCACCGUUGGCAACUAACCGUAGAUAUCAAAGAAUAGAUUAUACAGGCAGCACUGAUAUAUGCAAUAUAGGUAUCACCCUUUGGGAAUUAUUAACGCGUAAAAAGCCCUUUUACCACACUGAUUACACAACGGAUGAAAUAUUUGAGGCGGUGUUGAAAGGAGAACGCCCGAAAAUAAACAAUAUAAAAAUAUCAAUCACCGACGACUUAAAGACAUUGAUUCAACACUGUUGGGACUCAAAUCCAUAUAAGAGACCCUUUAUUCAAGAGGUCAUACAUACGCUGAAUUACAUCCUCACACAAGAGGAUUAUACAGGCCUUGAUCAACUAUUAAAGGCUAAUAUCGGAGCAAUUGUAGACUUUGAGGAUAUCAAGAUCUGCAAGAAAAUCAGAGAAGAUACCUUUGGUGUUUCCUACAAAGCUAUGUGGUUUGGUAAGGAGAAAACUGUCAGAAAAUUCAAGGACAUCACCGAUCAAUGGCUUCAAAAUCAAUCAUUUGUACAGGAAAUAAGAAGGAAUAUUGAGCUAAAUAAUAAAUACUUAGUACAUAUUUAUGGCGUCUCAAUAGGUAGCGAGUCAGUAUAUUUAAUAUCAGAUUACUCAGAUUGUGGAACUUUGCUCGAUUAUUUGCAUGGUGAAGAUCAGAGGAAAUAUUCGGUAACUCGUGCGAUUAAUUGGAUUACAGAUGCUGCCGAGUGAUUACUGUUGUCCUCUCGA